Messenger RNA from Juglans regia (Persian walnut), 1360 nucleotides. RefSeq names its product LIM domain-containing protein WLIM1-like. The record is from RefSeq and is a predicted model, not a curated record. The transcript is spliced from 5 exons. Gene Ontology annotation, biological process: actin filament bundle assembly. Lineage: Eukaryota; Viridiplantae; Streptophyta; Magnoliopsida; Fagales; Juglandaceae. Gene Ontology annotation, cellular component: actin cytoskeleton; plasma membrane. Gene Ontology annotation, molecular function: actin filament binding. Bases 144 to 767 code for a protein of 207 amino acids.
CCAACGGAGACCCAUUUUUAGCUGUAAAGACUCGAGUUUUGAAACAGUACGAUAGAGAGUUUGCGAAAGAGAGAAAAGUAUUUGGAAUUUUUCAUUUUAUUGGGUCUGGGUUUUAGAUUUCUGGGUGUGGAAGAUUUCUUGGGAUGGCAACAUUUGCAGGGACUACCCAGAAGUGCAAGGCCUGUGACAAGACUGUGUACUUGGUUGAUCAGCUUACUGCUGAUAACAAGGUCUACCACAAGGCCUGCUUCAGAUGCCACCACUGCAAGGGUACCCUCAAGCUUAGUAAUUAUUCCUCCUUUGAGGGUGUACUAUAUUGCAAACCUCACUUUGAUCAACUGUUUAAGAUGACUGGCAGCUUGGAUAAAAGUUUUGAAGGCACUCCAAAAACUGUUAGAGCUGACAGAUCUACCAAUCAGGUUCAGACCAACAGCAAAGUUUCAAGUUUGUUUGGCGGAACUAAAGAAAAGUGUGUUGCUUGCAGUAAAACUGUUUACCCCAUUGAAAAGGUGGCAGUUGAUGGUGUAUCAUACCAUAAGGCUUGUUUUAGGUGCACUCAUGGAGGCUGUGUGAUCAGCCCAUCAAACUAUGUGGCCCACGAGCAUCGUCUCUAUUGUAAGCACCACCACAAUCAACUAUUCAAGCAGAAGGGAAACUUCAGCCAACUUGGUAGGCACGAAGAAGUUGCAGGCGAAGGUGAGAAAUUCAGCCAAACUGACACGCAUGGAGAAGUUAAGGUGGUAGCUGACAAUGUGGUGGCAGAAUAACUACUAUGAGAAAUUUAUAUCCCACAGAUGGUGGGUUUUGAAGCAAGAGUUGGGAUGCUCUGUUGUAGUGUACAAGAAGAGGUUUUGGAAUUCCCUUUCCUUGAUAUAUAGGUAAUAUGCUACUCCGGUAUAAAUCAUUGAUAGAAGAGUCGGUAUGUUGUUAAUUUUGCGAGUGUGAGCUUUGAGAUAAUACGGAGAGAAUGUGUUUAUUUCCUCUAAUAAACUGAUGUGUCGAGCCCAGUUUUCCUUUUUUUCACCUUUGGUUUGAAGCUUGAUGUGGUUUCAUGUUCUAUAGCCUGUGUGUUGCUGCUCAUUGCUCAUUGCUAUUGACUACAUUUUUGUGUUUGUCAUCUUUGGCACUACUCUGUAAAACGCUGCUGAGCCUUGAUCUCUAUGACUUUCACACACGUGAACAUACCCAAACAACCCGAUAGCUAUGGCAUUUUGUCGUAUAUUGAUAGAUUGCCUUGGAUAGUCAUUGAAAAAGUAUGUGUUCUAGUUUGAAGUUGCCUGUGUAUCCCGAGAUUAGUUAGUACUUUAUUCUGAACAUUCGGCUCCAAUAAAAAGAAAAACCAGUUUGAAGUUAUUAUCUU